AUGGACUUUGCUGAUAUCGAAGAAUUUGACGAUGAAGAAGAUUUUCUGGAUGAUUUGAUGGAACUUGGCUCCCUUUUGUGGACUAGAGAAGACAGCAAGCCUCGCAUUCUAGGUUAUGUCGAGAAAGUAGUUCCAUUGUAUUAUGAUCAGGAUUUUCGGAGGCAUUUCCGUUUAAGUAGAUCGACGUUUGACGUGUUGGUGCACAAGGCUAGCACUUGGAAGAAGCUACUUUUAAAUAGAAGUCGUGGAGGAAGAGUUGCAAUACCAGGAGUAAAUCAAUUACUGAAAACGUUAUGGUACCUGGGAACUCAGGAAACGUUUCGUCAGCUUUCGGAUCGGUUUGAUGUUGCUGAGUCAACAAUGCAUGGUGCCGUACGAAAAAUUUGUAGAUGUGUAUCAUUUUAUCUACGACACACUGCAAUCCAAUGGCCUCGUGGAUCCCAAGUUGAUAGAAUACGAAGAGGGUUCGAGAACAUAAAGGAUUUCCAGAUGUUUUGGGAGCUAUAG
Molecule: messenger RNA, 507 nt
Organism: Corticium candelabrum
Lineage: Eukaryota; Metazoa; Porifera; Homoscleromorpha; Homosclerophorida; Plakinidae
Exons: 1
Coding region: 1-507 (168 amino acids)
Source: RefSeq, a predicted model, not a curated record